This is a messenger RNA of Eublepharis macularius, 2281 nucleotides long. RefSeq names its product interferon regulatory factor 3 (gene IRF3). The record is from RefSeq and is a predicted model, not a curated record. NCBI's taxonomy places the organism in Eukaryota, Metazoa, Chordata, Lepidosauria, Squamata, Eublepharidae. Gene Ontology annotation, cellular component: nucleus. Gene Ontology annotation, molecular function: RNA polymerase II cis-regulatory region sequence-specific DNA binding; DNA-binding transcription factor activity, RNA polymerase II-specific; protein binding. Gene Ontology annotation, biological process: regulation of transcription by RNA polymerase II; immune system process.
AAACCAACUGUUUCGGAUCAUGUGAUCCGAAGGGAGGCCUGUUUUGCGGCGCCGUGGCGAGGAGGAAUUUGUCACAAAGAUUCCCUUGUCAGCAAGUUCCACUGUGAGAGCCGAUUCCUUGCCCUCCCAGCCAGGCCCUACAUCUACGAUCUCCCAUGGGUACUCAGAGGCCCCUAAUUGUGCCUUGGCUGCUGGAGCAGCUGAAUGCCCAGCAAUUUCCAGGAGUGUCAUGGCUGAACCCGGAACGGACCCAGUUCCGAGUACCUUGGAAGCAUGGGUCCCGGCACAGCACCAUCCCAGAGGAUUUUCAGCUAUUUGAGGCUUGGGCCAUUGCUAGUGGCCGCUACAAUCCAAGGUCUGAUACCCGGACACCUUCAGAAUGGAAAAGAAACUUCCGCAGUGCCCUGAACCGAAAGCCAGAGAUCAAUCUAAUAGCUGAUAAUAGCACAGAUUCUGAAGACCCCCACAAAGUGUUUGAAAUUCAACAACCUGAUGUUCCAGGUGACCACGUGCAAGCAAUGUCUGGGGAUGUGCUUGAAAACCUGGGGAAAUGUGGAGACAGUCCACCUUCUUGCCAGGAUGACUCACUGGAGAAUGUACUGAAGACCCUGGUUCUCUCCAGUUCCAAAGAAGUGCCAGGAGCAGAAAACCCAGCUUACUGUGUAGGCCUGUCCCCAUCUGGUUUGGAUCUGGUCUCACCAACAGUCCCAAUGAUACCGUUGGAACCAGCCUUGGAAGCGAAUGAGUUUGUGCCAGGAGCAGAAAAUGCAGCUUCCUGUGUAAACCUGCCUCCAUCUGGUUUGGAUCAGGCCCCACCAACAGCCUCAAUGAUACCAUUGGAGCAGAUGAUGGUAACCAAUGUGUUAGAAACAGAUUUUGAAGUGCGGGUCUAUUAUCGAGGUCGCUUAGUCUUCAACGACACCUUCAGCAACGUGAAGGGCUUGUGCUUUGUGCCCCCCGGAUGCCCUGUCCCUUAUCCGGAUUUGGCUGCUGUGGUAUUGCCCGAUACUGCUAUCUUGAACGACCAGCGGCAAGCAGCGUACACAAGCCGCCUUCUGAGAGGCGUGGCUCCUGGAGUGCUGCUCCGUAUUGAGGGUCCGUUGCUGUGUGGCAGCCGGCUGGGUUCUUGCCAUGUUUUCUGGAGCCAGUCUGAGACACCCACUGAUCAGACACGUUGUGGAGGGCUCCCGAAGAAACAAUUCAGCUGCCUUUAUAGCCUGCAGCAGUUUGUGCAAGAAUUGAUUGGAUACCUGGAAGGAAGCAGGGGCUCCCCUGACUACACCCUGUGGUUAUGCUUUGGGGAGGAGUGGCCUGACUCCAGCUGUCUUUGGAAGAAAAAACUCAUCCUGGUACAGGUCAUCCCAAAAGUUUUUGAAAUGCUCCACGAACUGAGCAAGGCCAGUGGGGCAUCAUCAUUAAAUUGUGCUGAACCAGACCUGAGGAUAUCGGACUCACUACAGGACUCUCCUCCCUUGUUGGAGCGACUGAAAGACUGGGAGGAGAGGAUGGAUACGCAGUUUACCAGCCAGCCCUGCUAGCCACAGCUACUUUGGUCAUACUCAGUCCUCCUCCUUGGAACAAGGCCAUCUGCUCCUAUGACGGAAUGACACCACCCUUGCCUUUAGGGAGGGCCAGCUGAGCUGCAGCCCCCCCCCCCUUAAUGUGAUACUUGUCCUUAGUCAUUCCUCUAGUGGGGCACCUGAUUUUAUUCAGCAGAGUGACUCAGACCAACCCUACGUAAAUUUACUUUUCACUUUCCAGAUUAAGAAUACUUACUACAAUCUUGUCUGAAGCCUAUAACAAGCAAAACCAAAUGUACCAUUGUCUACAAAAACCACCUCCAGCUAUUCCAUGUACACUGUUAGUAAUUUUUUUUUUUGCAGCGACUUGUAUUGUUUUACAUUCAGGGUGUGUUCAUGGCAGGGAGAAGGUAUAGAACUUUGUUUAGGUGAUACCUUGAUUAGGCUAUUUUUGAAAUCUAUCUCCCAGAAUCUCGGCUCUUGUUUAUUUCAGUCGUUAAUAUUGCUGGGUUUUCCCCCAAAAUAGAAAUCUAUAUUUCUUACAUUUAAGGCUCUUUGUUAUGUUGCUGCCUUCUGGUUCUCUGCUUCGAUUUUUCCCUGCUGAGUUUGCCAUUCUGGUUCAGUUUACCAUUUUCUCCGCACUGACUGCUGUUCAGUUCUUGGAUUCCCCCCCCCCCUUUUGCUUUCCUCUUUUGAGAAGCUUUAACAAAACCUGCUUGUUCUGUGCUGUAUUUUCUUCAGUAAACUCGUUAGAUUUGUGA